AUGGUAAAUAUACACGAUGCAAGUUUUACACGUCCAUCCACGAGGCGUGGAAAUAAACACGCCUCGGCCACGCUCGUGGAAGACGGAAACAGCUGCUCCCGCCAUCCUCCCGCCCUGCUCCCGCCAUCCUCCCUCAUCCGUCUAGAGGCCAUCGAAGCUCGCCGGCGACCACUCCCCUCUGAGAGGAGGCGCGGGACGUCGGGCGGCCGCCGCACCGCUGGCCAGAUCUGGCUGGAGCGUAAUGCUAAUGCAAUCAAUUGCCGUUACACAUUGAUUAACAAAGAGACAGCUAGAUUUUGUGGUUGCCUUCAGCAGAUUUUAAAUAGGGAAGAAAACGGAAGGACUAUAGAAGAAAAGACAAACGAUGCACACAUUAUGUUCAAGGAAAUGGAUCUUAAAAAGAAGAAGCCUUUCAUAUUGAUGCAUUACUAUGUCGAGCUUUCGAAGUAUCCAAAGUGGCAGGCAAAAGAACUUGAAACUUCUCGUAAGAAACAAAAGAAGACCGUUGGUGCAAGUCCGGGCACAUCCACCAAUGAUCUAGCUGAUGCAUCCACGAUACGCACUGAUGCUACCUCGAUACACAGGGAUGCUCUUGAACAUGAGCAAAGACCUGAUGGUGUGAAGAAGGACAAAUUGCGGAAAGGUAAAGCUGAUGACAGUGCUUGCAAGUUGUCAUUAGAAACUGUGUGGGCAGCAAAGCAAGAAAAGGAUGACAUCAAAGAGGCGGCAAAAAAUGCUCGCUAUGCACAACAAUUUGAAUUGCGAAAAGAGGAGAUUGCACUGAAAAAGAAGGAGGAUGCACGAAACGAGAGGGAGGAUGCACGAAGACAGUUUGAAUUAGAUGAGAGGGUCAUGCUCAUAGACACUAGUGGUAUGACUUAUAUGCAAAAGCAGUUCUACCAAACUAAGCAGAAUGAGAUCCUUGCUCGUCGCCUAGAGUAAGAACUAUUUGAUGCUUUAUCCUAGUUGUUGUAAGAACUAUUUGAUGCUUUAUCCUAGUUGUUGUAAGA
Messenger RNA from Hordeum vulgare subsp. vulgare (domesticated barley), 1010 nucleotides. RefSeq lists its product as uncharacterized. Bases 1 to 942 code for a protein of 313 amino acids. The record is from RefSeq and is a predicted model, not a curated record. The transcript has 3 exons. NCBI's taxonomy places the organism in Eukaryota, Viridiplantae, Streptophyta, Magnoliopsida, Poales, Poaceae.